This is a messenger RNA of Dermatophagoides pteronyssinus (European house dust mite), 388 nucleotides long. RefSeq names its product BET1-like protein. The record is from RefSeq and is a predicted model, not a curated record. Lineage: Eukaryota; Metazoa; Arthropoda; Arachnida; Sarcoptiformes; Pyroglyphidae.
UUCUGUUUUUGAGAAAAAGAAUUUUCAAGGAUCAAAAAUGAAUGAUAAAGCUAGAGAUUUACUUGAUUAUGAAAAUCGUGAACGAGUGGAAAAUCUUUCACAAAAAGUUUCAUUAUUAAAAAACUAUGCUGUUGAUAUUGAAAAUGAAACUAGACAUCAUAAUCGAUUAUUGGACGAUGUGGACGACGAUGUUGGUAGUAAUUAUGUUUUCCUCAAAAAUACAAGCAAUCGUUUAAAUCGUUUAAUGCGUACGAAUAAAAAUUCUCGAUUAACCUGUUAUCUAGCGAUUGGUAUUUGUUUUAUACUUUUUUUGAUUUAUUUUCUAUUAUCAUCCAGAAUGCAAUGACCACUUUUUUCAUUCCUUCAUCAUCAUCAUCAUCAUUGUUAA